Fusarium keratoplasticum is the source of this 2277-nucleotide messenger RNA. RefSeq names its product LisH domain-containing protein. Gene Ontology annotation, biological process: transcription initiation at RNA polymerase II promoter. The transcript is spliced from 4 exons. The coding region runs from base 1 to 2277 and encodes 758 amino acids. NCBI's taxonomy places the organism in Eukaryota, Fungi, Ascomycota, Sordariomycetes, Hypocreales, Nectriaceae. The record is from RefSeq and is a predicted model, not a curated record. Gene Ontology annotation, cellular component: transcription factor TFIID complex. Gene Ontology annotation, molecular function: protein binding; RNA polymerase II general transcription initiation factor activity.
AUGUCUGCGCCUGCUCAAACUCCCGGUGCGCCUGCGCCCGGCGCAUAUCAAGGGCCUGCGCCGACGACUCCCGCCCCGGCUCACACAACAACCGGCACAACAGGGCAAACUGGCACCACUGGAGGAGCCAUGUCCAAUCAGAACCUCAACCAAAUAGUCACAGACUAUUUGCUCAAGAGGGGCUUCAACAGGACCGAGGAGGUGUUUCGUCAGGAAUCCAAGCAUCUGGGUCCAGAUGGUAAGCCCAUCUACCAGCUUGCCAACCUCGGCCCAAAGAAGUACCAGAGAGCAUUCAACCUUCUGCGGGAAUGGGUUGAGAACAACCUGGACAUUUACAAGUUUGAAUUGUCAAAACUUCUCUGGCCAGUCUUUGUCUACUCCUUCCUGGAGCUCGUCAGCAAUUCCUACACCGAGGAUGCCAAGACUUUCCUCCGAGAAAUUGGUCCUCAUUUUCAACCUGUUCACGCAGAUGACCUCAAGACAUUUGCGACCGUUACACUACCUCAGCAUGUCAACGAGAACCCCAUGACCAAGCUCUAUCGGGAGAACAAGUACCGAAUCCCCCUAAACCAGCAUGCCAGCGGGGAUCUCUUCAACUUCCUCGAGCGCGAAUCCGAUCAAGGUGGUUCCGUGAUUAGACAACUCCUUGCAUCCUACUGCCAGGUUGACUCCACGGCCCGUGGACCGAUCACGCCAUUCAGUUUCGAAGCAGUUUACCGGAGAUCAAGGAAUAUGGAGAUGGAGGACGUCGACACUAAUGAAGGUAUUCCUGGCGUCAACAUUGGCUUGUCCAACAAGGAUGUGCUGGACCCGACUGCACCUCUGAAGCUUGGACCGCUGCCUAUGGACCCAGACCUUCGUGAUGACGUGCGUGCUGAACUUGAGGAUGAGGAGCGACGAAACCCACCAGUUCCAGGCAGACCUACCUUGUUGGAGGAGUUCGACCAAAGGAUCAAGCGCGAAGAUAGCGCCGAUGCACCCAACAGAGCCGAUCUACCUCUACCCCCGUCCCGACCCCGAGACAUCAUGUUGGAGAUGCAGAAGGUGCGAGAGAAUCGCGACCGUUUCAAGAUUGAUGGACAGACGGGAGGCGUGGGAUUGCCUGUGAGCGCGUGCAUGUUCACUUUUCAUAACACGCUUGGCAGUGUUGCGUGCAUGGACUUUUCUAAUGACGGGCAAAUGGUGGCCGCUGGAACGACUGACUCGUACAUCCGAGUUUGGUCUCUGGAUGGCAAGGCUCUUCCGACAAUGAAUGCCCACGAGAAGGACGCCAAGUUCAACAGCCGCAAAUUGAUUGGGCAUUCUGGCCCCGUUUACGACGUCUCCUUCUCGGAUGCCGCCUCCGGUCCUCCUCAGAAACUCUUUGGCGACGAAGGGAAGUCGAAUCCAGCUAUUGACACCAGGCCCAAGCUGCUGCUCUCAGCAUCUGCCGAUGGUCAAAUCCGUCUCUGGUCUCUAGAGUCAUGGAGCUGCUUGUGUCUCUACAAGUCUCACGAUGGCCCCGCCUUCAGAACACUUUGGAGUCCCCAGGGGCACUACUUUGUCAGCGGUGGUUACGACAAGGCUGUUAGAGUUUGGAUGCAGGAUCACGCCUCACCACAGCGACUGCUGGUUGGGCAUGACACAUCCAUAUCGGCGCUUGCCUGGCACCCCAACGGCCUUUACGUGUUCUCGGCAUCAGAUGAAACAGACAAGUCAAUUAGAAUGUGGUCUGUGGUGACUGGAGCCUGUGUCCGUGUCCUGACCGGCCACAACGACUACAUCACUGCUCUUGAAUGCGCACCAAACGGCAAGAUUCUGGCGAGCGCUGACUGUGCUGGCAACAUUUUCUUCUGGGACAUUGCCAAGGGGACACGCAUCAAGCGAUCCCGUGGCCAUGGAAAGGGAGGAAUCUGGUCCCUCAGCUUUAGUGUCGAGUCCAAUGUGCUUGCGUCGGGCGGCCAAGAUGGUACCGUAAGACUGUGGGAUGUUGAGUUGCCGGCCGAUCCUCAGAAGGCGAGCUCGCAGCAGACUGGACAUGACGCUGCAGCAACAGGAACUGAUGGAGCGAACGCUAGCAAUACAGCUGGCGACACCUCUCGUAUCGCAUCAGGAAACUCUGGACAGGCUGGAGGAAGCGGAACGACUGGCGGAACGCACAAGAAGAAGAGCAGGGAGGUCAUGAUCACUCCUGACCAGAUCAGCGCAUUCCCUACCAAGAAGACGCCGGUGAUGAAGGUAAAGUUCACACGAAUGAAUCUGGUAAUUGUCGGGGGCUGUUAUGAUCCCGAGCGCUAG